CUAGAGGGAGCUCCUCCGGACUGCAUCUGCCCGUGCGCCCCGGUUCCUUUCAUAGGCUCCUCCGCCCCCUCCCCUCCCUCCUUCCCCCGUGAUGGCGGAGGACAGCGAGUCUGCGGCCAGCCAGCAGAGCCUGGAGCUGGAUGACCAGGACACCUGCGGCAUAGACGGCGACAAUGAGGAGGAGGCCGAGCAUGCCAAGGGAAGUCCUGGAGGCGAUUUGGGAGCGAAGAAGAAGAAAAAGAAGCAGAAGAGAAAAAAGGAAAAACCAAAUUCUGGAGGCACCAAAUCAGAUUCUGCGUCUGACUCCCAGGAGAUUAAAAUUCAACAGCCUUCAAAAAAUCCAGCCAUACCAAUGCAGAAGCUUCAAGACAUCCAGAGAGCAAUGGAGCUGCUUUCUGCAUGCCAAGGCCCAGCAAAGAAUAUUGAUGAGGCUACCAAACGUAAAUACCAGUUUUGGGAUACACAACCUGUACCUAAACUUAAUGAAGUUAUAACUUCCCAUGGUGCAAUUGAACCAGACAAGGACAACGUCCGCCUAGAGCCAUAUUCUUUACCACAAGGUUUUAUGUGGGACACCUUGGAUCUUAGCAAUGCUGAAGUUCUGAAGGAGUUAUACACACUGUUAAAUGAGAAUUAUGUAGAAGACGAUGAUAAUAUGUUUAGGUUUGAUUAUUCACCUGAAUUUCUUCUGUGGGCGCUGCGUCCUCCGGGCUGGUUACCACAGUGGCACUGUGGGGUUAGGGUGUCUUCAAACAAAAAACUGGUAGGAUUCAUAAGUGCCAUCCCUGCAAAUAUUCGUAUUUAUGACAGUGUGAAGAAAAUGGUAGAAAUCAAUUUUCUGUGUGUCCAUAAGAAACUGAGAUCUAAACGGGUAGCACCAGUACUGAUACGGGAAAUAACCAGAAGAGUAAACCUGGAAGGAAUCUUUCAGGCUGUUUACACUGCUGGAGUGGUACUCCCCAAGCCUGUGGCCACUUGCAGGUAUUGGCACCGAUCACUGAAUCCCAGAAAACUGGUGGAGGUGAAAUUUUCACAUUUGAGUAGAAACAUGACUCUACAAAGGACAAUGAAGCUCUACAGACUUCCUGAUGCCACAAAGACUUCAGGCUUGAGACCAAUGGAACAAAAAGAUACUAAAGCAGUACAAGAAUUAAUCAACACUUAUUUGAAACAGUUUAAUCUUGCUCCUGUGAUGGAUGAAGAAGAAGUAGCCCACUGGUUCCUGCCUCGGGAUCAUAUUAUUGACACUUACGUAGUAGAGGGCUCAAAUGGUACUUUAACAGACUUCCUGAGUUUCUACACAUUACCUUCAACAGUGAUGCACCAUCCUGUUCAUAAAAGCCUCAAAGCUGCCUAUUCCUUUUACAAUAUUCAUACAGAGACCCCCCUCUUGGACUUAAUGAAUGAUGCACUCAUUAUAGCUAAAUUGAAAGGAUUUGAUGUGUUCAAUGCACUAGACUUAAUGGAAAACAAAACCUUCCUGGAAAAACUCAAGUUUGGGAUUGGAGAUGGAAAUUUGCAGUAUUAUUUGUACAACUGGAGGUGUCCUGGCAUGGAAUCUGAAAAGGUUGGUCUUGUAUUACAAUGAGGACACUUGUGUUUCUAGAACUCUGAGGUCAUCGUUUGAGUUAAUUUUGAUCUCCAUAACUCUCGGAACGGUGUCGUUCAGGAGGAGUUAAAAGCACAACGUCAGUGAUCCUGAAAUAGUCCAUUAAACCUGAACAACCAAGACAUCCAUAUGUGACCAAAUUUACACGUUUUCAGAUAGAUCAGAAGGCCCAUGAAACUUUUCUUGUCCAUGAAGAGAAUAAAAGCACAUUCAUUUAAGUUUCAAAGCUUAGCUUGCACCUUGAUGAGAAGAAGGUAUUUUUUUUCCACUCUGUAGAAAAGACUGUUUUGUACAAACUGAACUUCAGUGGUGGAUUAGGGUACAAAAAUAUUUGCUAUUAUGUGGAUGAACUGCUGCAUUUCUAUUUAUUAAGUGGUGGUGUAUGUUUGUCAGUGUAACAGAAUGAAGGAUACAAACUUUGAGUAUCUUUGCUUAUUUACUUCACACGGAUAUCAUCAUUUGGGGGGAAAACCAUGGAAGUUUGUAGCUCUCUGAAAGUCCUGGAUGUUUUUGUAACUGGAGCAGUAUGACAAUGUGCUGGUUUAACCCCGGUGCAUUUGUUUCUCCGUAAGCAAACGCUGCCAAAUCAAUAAAAAUACAGAUUUGUACUUUGAUCUUCAAUAGAUCAGUGGAUUGAUUUAACAGUAUCGCACUGUUCAGUGCAGGUGUAACCUAUGUUGCCGGAAUGAUAAUACAUUACUGUACUUAAUUUACAGUUGUGGCACAAAACCUUAGUUUUUCCUCAGUAGAAUAACAUCAGCCUGUGUGUAAAACUAAGAAUUUUAGUAGUGCUAUCAGGAUAUUUAUAGUUUGAAUGUUUUCGAGGCUUCUGCAAAAUUGCACAUACUCCUUUGUCUACUUUGAUUUCCUAUGAAGUCUGUAAUUCUAAUGACAAGUAUCUUGUGUAAAUAUGUGUUCAUAAAUUGUUCCUGGUAGUGUUUUUAUCCUGACUUUGGAACAAGAAGUUUUGCUAUAUAUGUGGCUGGUAUGCAGAAGAGAAAUGCUCUCCCUUCAGUCCUUGGAAGUCUCUGUGCUGCACUUCCUGCAAGGUAGGAGGGCUGAUCCUUGUUGUUGGGGAGGAGCUUGUUUCAUUCCCUCCUGAAUGCUCCGCAACCAGGGCGGCUUCUGAAGCACUUUACCUGCAUUCCAGCCUAGUGUCCUAGCUAGAUGUGACAGCAGUUCUGUCAGCUCACGGCUGCUGCUGUGACCAUGAGCAUGGAGAAGAGCUGCAGUAAGGAACUCUUCUAGCUGCAAGUGCCAAAUUGUGGUAGUGAAGCCUCUGUGCUGUGAGCAUCUCUUGAAUGUGACUUGAAUAUCUCAUGAAAUGCAAAUGUCUGAAGUUUCCUUUUGAAUAUGCCUGUAAAUCUCAGACCAGAUUUUGCUGACAAUUGAAUUCUGUACCUGAAAACAUCAAUUUAGAUGAAUUUGUCUGUCCUUCAUAACUGCUAACCCUACCCACCUCCUCAUAGCAGUGGGGGAUUUCUUUCUUCCUGCUCCUUUUCCAGUGUGUGAAUGGCUUGGGGCUUGGUUUGUUUUUCUUGUUGAAUUGUGGUGGGAGGAUUCUGCCCUAGAAACAGUGAUGCUUUUUCCCUUGUUGCAUUACAGCUCUGUGAUGAAAGCAUUUGAUGUCCUUCAAAGGAAGGGACUGAAUGUGGUUUGUCUCAUGGGUAUGCACCAGCUCGGGGCCUCCCAAGUUGAAAAGGGCCUCAAGGGAGAUCUUUCAGAUAUCUAAUGGUGCAGUUGGGCUUUCCAACUUUGGCCAUUCUGAUAUCUGUCUGCUAGUAGCAGUCAUAAGAGGUGGUGCAGAGGGAGCUUGGACUCUGUGUGAGGCCUGAGCAGAAUUAAGUGCCUGAAAAUCUAAUCGAUGAGGUAACAAGAAUGAUUUAAUCUCAUCUCCAUCAAAGACUGAAGUUCUUAACUCCCAAAAGGCAGGAAGGUGCCUUCCUGGCUGGGCAUUUGCACUGGAGCUUGUUGCAAUGAGGAUGAGGAGGAGGUUCACCAAGGAGCUUGGUGCAUUCUGCUUUGGCUUAGCUUAGCUGCUGCCAAAUGUGAGGUGGCACAGCAGCACCUAGCUCUGUCCUCAUGGCAAAGGUACUUCCUUCCUAAGACAUGAUCAUGGCCCUAAUCCAAAUGAGUGGCCUUGAAUGCCAGGUGCAAGAUGUGCAAGAUGAAUGCUCAUGUUCUCUGCCUUCCCUCCUCUCAAAAAAAAUGCAAGCUGAAGAAAUGGUAGGCAGAGAAUGUCUCCUCUUUUCUCUGAAAUCAGAAAGCAAAUCCUCCCCAGCAUGAUCAAAUAUAUCCAUGUAGAAGACAGAGCUGAACCUGGGUUUCCUGCAGCCUGCCCUUCUGCCCUAAUCUUGCAGUAAUUGCACUUGAACAGUGCCAUUUGCUUCUGAAUCCCAGGGGUAAGCUCUGACUCAUUUUCUGGCUCAUGCUGCACAUUAACUGAGGGGAAGGAGGGCAGAGACAUGCUCCUGUAGAAGCUGAAGUGCUGUAGCUGAAAGUGUACUGGGCAUGAGGGAAGUGAGUAUCUGAGCCUGAGUAUUAGGGCAGUUGCUGGAGAGUUCCUAUGUUGAGUGCUGAAGCCUUUUGGCUGCUCCUGCUCUUUACUUCAAGUGAAGUGUUACAGCAUCCAGAGGAUGUGAAUCUUGAAGGUGUCCCAGCCUGCACUGAGGCAGUAGGACAGUCACUCAAGAGGUGGACAUUGCAGCAGCUCACCCUCACUUCCUAAGCAGGUACUUAACAAAAGGUUAUUAUCUGCCUGGGUGCUGCUGUCAGCAGCUCCAGGAGAGAGUCAUGUGUUACUUCCAAAGUGAAGAGAGCUAUAGGCCUGGGCAGGGAGUGAAGUGCUUGGAAGAUGAUUGCUGUGCUUAUGUUCUUUAACAAAGCUCAUCCUCAAGCUCUCUUUCAACAGCUGAGAUUUAAAUGUUACAGUUAGCCAGCAUGGGAAUUAAAUACAGUAGUGGUAGCAUGCCUUCAAUGCUUUAUGCAUCCAAAGCCAAAACAAAGGAUAUGUAUGAAGGAUGGUGAAGCAAGAUUAAAAAAACCCUUCACCUCUUCUUGCCACCCUUAGCCAAGGAGGGCAACAAUUUUGGCAUUAAAUGUCUUAGUUUUGUUUAAACUUCUGGGAGCAUCCUGACCACAGCAUCACUGCUGCUCUCUCCCUUUGUAGUUGGGAUUGUGAACUAAAAGUAACUUCUAAAUAACUCCCCAAGGUAGAGGUUAGCUAUCUGAUGGCACCAGAAAUCUGGAUAGCAAAUCUCUGCAACACAGAAAUUCUGUCUGUAAGGACCAACAAAGCAACUGCUGAGGUGUUUUAUGCUUUUUUCAGUACCACACUGACUUCUCCUUAAAAUGCAGAGCAACAAGUAAAUUCUAAGGUGGUUGAUUUCUUUUUCCUCUGACUUGCAGCACUAUCCCCUUUCCUUCCUACAACACAAGCGUCUCUUUAGGAAACUCUUUGUAGUCCUGAGUAAAGCUAAAGGAAACUCAAUGGCAUGUUUUUCAGUCUUGCAGUGGUUAUAGCUGUCAUCUACUUCCAUAUAGCAGUAUAUGGCUUAUCUCAAUGUCCUGCCAAAUAACCUUCGGUUCCAUUUAGCAAUCAAAUUGAGUUGAGGUUACAUUGUCUCACGGGAUGUGUGGUAGUAGUUUGCAUACAGAAACCUUUUCUCCAAAUGCAGCAGCAGUAAUUUGGUUUUGUUCUGUAGUAGCUGAAAAUUAAGUUUUUCCUUCAGCUGAUGGGACACCAAGGUACUGGAUGGAACCCAAGUCUGCAUAUAUGAUUGACCAAAGCAAGUUCACUGGUCAGCAGAGCCCGUGGUGGAAGCUCAGAAGGGAAGUCUGCCUGUGCUGUUACAGCUGUUUACUUGAAACAUGCAUUGAACCAGCUUUAAAAGAGUUAUACCGGCAUGGACCUUUGUUUAAAUAAACUUUCACUU
This is a messenger RNA of Colius striatus (speckled mousebird), 5544 nucleotides long. RefSeq names its product N-myristoyltransferase 2 (gene NMT2). Bases 92 to 1588 code for a protein of 498 amino acids. The transcript has 12 exons. Gene Ontology annotation, cellular component: cytoplasm. NCBI's taxonomy places the organism in Eukaryota, Metazoa, Chordata, Aves, Coliiformes, Coliidae. The record is from RefSeq and is a predicted model, not a curated record. Gene Ontology annotation, biological process: N-terminal peptidyl-glycine N-myristoylation. Gene Ontology annotation, molecular function: glycylpeptide N-tetradecanoyltransferase activity.